Molecule: messenger RNA, 3356 nt
Organism: Scatophagus argus
Lineage: Eukaryota; Metazoa; Chordata; Actinopteri; Scatophagidae
Gene: tmem214
Product: transmembrane protein 214
Exons: 17
Coding region: 130-2187 (685 amino acids)
Cellular component (GO): Golgi apparatus; endoplasmic reticulum
Source: RefSeq, a predicted model, not a curated record
UGGCACGCGGACGUUUAAAUCAGCAGCAGCUCUGUCAGCGUCCCGUACUUCAGUUUCAUUCAGCAGGGGAAGAAGUAGCCAGGAAGUCACGGUACCCCGAGCUAGUAACACCCCAUCUGGACCAGAAACAUGGCUUCAAAUAAUGGCUCAGUCGGCAAAUGGGAGGUAGUGAAGAAAGGGAAGAAAAAUAACAGUUCAGGUGGAGGGAAGAACCCGACUGACAAGAAAACCGGCGGCGGGGGAAGGAAAGCCCUGGGCGAAUCUAACCAGCCAUCCAGACCACCCCUGAAGAUGUCAGACACUCUGUACGACGGCUUUGAGAAGAUGGGAAAGAAACAGAACAAGGAGCAGGUUCCGCCACCAGCCGAGUCUGAGAAUAAGAAACCCUCAUCGAGUAAACAAGCCAAAAAAUCGCACUCCAGCAAUACAGUCACCCCGCCAACUCACAAGACCCUCGAGGAAGCCUUCAAAGCUCUGGAUAUCGGCGACCUGAAGCAGCAGUUGGCCCGCAGUCAGACCCUGUUUCCAGAAAACCCAUCAGUGUGGGUCAAGGACUUGGCAGGAUACCUCAACCUUAAUCUGACUGCACCAGAGACUGAGCCCACACUCAGCAGCUUUGCUCAUGACUACCCAUACUGCCUUACUGGAAAAGAGCUGAAGGGAGUGAUCAAAGGCCUCAUUGGACGUUGCAGUGACAUUCUGCCAGAUUUUUUUGACCACUGUGUUUAUACUAUGCUCAGGGAGCUGGACAGACAGUCAGGAGAACCUCUGCAUGGCUACAGAGUUUGCAUUCAGGCAGUUCUGCAGGACAAACCCAAAAUAGCCACCCAAAACCUGCCAGAGUAUUUGGAGAUGUUGCGGUCAGUUCAGAAUCGUCCAGCCAAGUGUUUGACCAUCAUGUGGGCUCUUGGCCAAGCUGGAUUUUAUGACCUCAGUCAGGGACUAAGAGUGUGGCUGGGAAUCAUGCUUCCUGUGCUGGGAGUGAAGUCCUUAUCUUCUUAUGCCAUUGCAUAUCUGGAGAGACUUCUCCUACUUCAUGCAAACCUGACUAAAGGAUUUGGUAUCAUGGGUCCUAAAGAGUUCUUUCCUUUACUGGAUUUUGCCUUCAUGCCCAAGAAUGCACUGUCAUCAAGCCUGCAGGAGCAGCUGAGGCGUCUGUACCCUCGACUGAAGGUCCUCGCAUUUGGAGCCAAACCUGAGAGCACAUUACACACAUACCUGCCAUCGUUUCUGUCCAGAGCCACACCACACUGUCCAGAUGACAUGAAAAGAGAGCUGCUCAGCAGUAUGACAGAGUGUUUGUGUGUGGAUGUGCAGAGUCUAGGAGUGUGGCGGCAGCUCUAUACAAAGCACUUACCCCAGUCCAGUUUGCUGUUGAACCAUUUAUUGAAUUCCUGGAAUAUCCUGCCACCAAAGCUCCGGAAGAACCUUGAAGAAACGAUCCAGUCUUUCAAAGUGACCAAUGAAGAGAUGAAAGACACAGUUGAAUCUCAGGACCUUCAGGAGUGCAAUAGCCUGUGCCAGAAUCUGCAGAUAAAGAUGCGAGGUCGUGGGUUCCCAUGGUCCAAACUGCUCAUGGUUCUGCUCGUGUUUGCUGCCGGCUUCAUCGCUCACGACAUCAGAUCGCACGGCUCCUUUGCAGAUUCCGCCACAGCCAGGCAUCUUCGCAACUCAGGGGUCACAGCCGUAUCUCAGCAAGCCUGGAGCAAAAUAAACGUCUACACCAAACAGGGCUUCAGCUGGCUGGAGACAAACACUCCUCAUUAUUACUCUGAGUGUGUGCGGAUUGUGGGACCACUCAUGGAACAAGGUCGUGAAAAGGCAAAAACAGCAGCCAUCUUCAUCUCUGAAAACACCACGCGGUUUCUUCUCUGGGUCAAAGAAAAGACACCGCAGGCCAUUGAAUGGGUUAACACCAACACUCCAGACGGUGUAUUCCAGGUGUUGGCCUAUAUAAAGGAGCUCCUCCUUUUCCUCCACCAUAACUACAUCCUACCAGCACUGGUGUAUAUAUCUGACCUGCUACAGCGAGCAUGGACCAGCCUACAGGAGUCCUGCAACGGUGAGGUGUCUGUAUCGUGUCUGCAGGGCCACGCUUUAUCCUUCACAAACUCCACGUGGCAGCUGCUCCAACACACAACCUCGGCCAUCAAGACGUGGGCUCAGGAGCUGCUGACACGACCGUGAUGAUCACAGAUGCUGGCUUAUUCACACACACAGAAAAUACACAUAUGAAGUUAUACUCUCUCACACACACACACACACUGACCCAAUCUGUGGCAGCCUUUCAGUGAGUUGGCUCCCCUCUCAAGCCAUGCCAGGUCACUGUGGGGUCAGGCAAAAGAACUCUUCCAUGAAAAAGACCCUGCUGUCUCUUGUUUUGGCUAAAUUUUUAAAUCAGUUUGCUGUUGUAUAGAUGUUUUGGGUUUUUUGUUUUUCUACCAAUCCUUUUGUCACUGCUGGAUGCAGAGGUCCUGUCUCUCUCUGUCCUUGAGUUUUCUACUGCAAAAUUUCAGCUAUUGCUUUCAUUUUUGGGAUUAAACAAAUAGUGUAAUUUAUAAAAACAAAUGUAGAUUUGUAGGUGAUUUAUAAAUUGUUUUUAUUUAAAGAUGUUAAAAGAAGUCUUAUGUGAAAACUUGGUGAAAGGCAGGGAACAGACCAAAAAAAAAAAAUCCAUAUUUCAGACUUCUCCUGGCCACCGAAGACCUUGUCAGCUAAUUUCUGAGGGCCACUUUAUCAUGUUUUCCAUGAAGUUGAAUCAGACGCAGUGUGGUCGUGUAGGUCAGGCUCAUUAAAGCCUUCGUCAAAUGUGAAGAGCUGUCUACUGGGCAGCACACAAUGCAAAACCUGUGGGGAAAAGGUCACGUCUGCCAGUGGACUGACAACUUCAGUCCAUUUGGAGUCAACAAAAAUGGGAUACAAGCAGUUUCACUUCACUUCAAAAGGUCCAGAAGAAGAAAUCUACCUGCUGACUUGUCUGUCCCGCACAUCUCCUCGUCUUGUCUUUGCUGCUUCAUCGUCUCACUGCUGAUCAUUUUGCUUUUCCUUUGCCAUCAGUAGCUGAACACCUGAGAUAAAAGCAGCUCUGCAGUCGUGUAUUCAUACUUGAAAGCUGAUGAUGUUCUGUGUGUGUGUGUGUGUAUGUGUGCGUGCGUGCACGUUAUUCUCAAUUAUGGGGUCAUGAGUAACCCUGUGCCAAUGUCCCCCUGUACCUUGAAGUAUGACUAAUAAUAAAAACCCUCGUCUGGGCAAGGCAAAUAUUUCUGACCAGCUGAUACACUAACCCCACCUUGUAAAUGAGAUGACAAAUGUCUUAAUUUGUUAUGUAAAUGGUUUAUAAUAAAGACUACAACCCA